UGUUAGGAAUUAAAGACUUGUGUAAUUAUAAGUACGGAUGUCUUUCCAAACAGGACCAAUAUAUGAUUUAAUUGUGUGCAACGGACGAUGUAAAAGAUGAGUUACUGCUAUAGACAGUAAAACACUAUGAGCCAAGUCGAGUGAUGUCUAGCGGAGAGUAAUAACAAAGUGGAGGACAUGAGCUGGGCACUCGGGGGCCUCGGUGUUAUCGUCGUGCUCCUCGUCGUGGCCGGAGCGAGUGCCAUUAUCUGCAAAAGAUAUUCUUUGAGAUGGCAGUGUGGACUCCACGACCUAUGGAUUAUCUGCGAGGAGUGGCGGCGAAAACUUGCAUGGCUGUGGGCUCCCAGAGAAGAAAAGGUUGGUCUAGUGAAAGCUCAGCAUCCGAAUGCCCAAGCACUCCCGGGCCUUUAUCGACAAUCCAGCACAAAUUCUUCCCAGUACAUACUUCAUACUGACAGCGAUCUUAGAUUGGAUGCUCAGGGAGCAUUUACGAGGUUUGAGGCUGUAGAUCGGGAUCUACAUUUGUCAACAACUGAACAACACCAGCAUCAACAAUCAUUCGGACAAAUACCUCCACAGCCGUUGAGGCCGGCACCUCAGCCCCGUGCAGCAUCUCGACCACGACCCUCACCUUUGCGAGCUGCUACCAACGUCGACUACCUACGCCUUCGCGAAUGCGAACCUGCGCCCCUGACUCCGCCUCCACUCCCGGCCUUCAGUAGGUUCCAUCGGGGUUCCCUGUUCUUCCAGGUGGAUUCACCCUCCCCUCCGCCCUUACCGCCAGCACCGAAUACUUUAGCCAUGGCUCUGAUGUUCCAUGGACAACCCAUGAGGUUGGAUUCUGAAAAUUCAUUGGAUGAAACUAAAAAAAUCAGAUACAGUGUACAAGGUGCUGCUUUAAGUGAGCAAAUGUUCGACUCUGAGGAUGUGCACUUAUCAAAUGAUACGAGUCAGCCAUAUGGCAGUUACAACAUUGUUCGCGAUACAAAUAACAGCUAUGCCUCCAUUUAUGGUGUACAGGACAGCUAUAUACAUCGGGUUUCGAGCAAGUGUAAUCUUCAAGACCUAGAGCGCAUAACUCGAUAUAUCCAGAGCCUGCCGGACUCUCCGGGGAACGUCCAUUAUUACGGUGUAACAGAUGAGGAGGAGGAGGAGGCACCUCCACCUGCACCACCGGAUCCUAAGCAACAACAACAGCAGCAACAACAAAAAGGCGACAGUCCAGAACCCACUACCGGCGAGAAGAUCUUCAAGGCGUUGAGAGCUGUCACCUCUCACAGCUACAUCGAUGCCAGCGAGUUUUAUAACUCAAUACUCUCAUCAGCGCAACACGUACAAAAUCUUGCAUGUAGCUCGACUUCCGAGAUUAACUCUUCACACUCCAAUAAACAAGACCACCCCAACUUUUCUUCUCAUGUCCAGACGGAUCAAUCUCGGCAAGCCACUGAUCUGUAUAGUCUCGAGCUGAAUCAAGAGGCGCAUAGGACAGCUCAACAGGUUUUUAAUAGUUUGCAAGAUCCUCCAGUCUCCCCAAUGUUAUUCACUAAUCUUGAUCAACAAACCUAUUCCUACCUAUCGGACCCCUGCUUUACAAGAACAUCUGAGGAUAUCUUCAACAGCUUAGAACACCGGCGAAGAGAUUCGGAGGAGCGAUUGAACGGCAUUCAGGAUCUACUUAAGCUCGAAGUGUGUGAGUCAGCGCGCAGGAAUUGUAACCAGGGACUGUUGAGCGCUACAAAGGAGGCGCAAAUGAAGCGCCGGCUCUCGCAAAUCUUGAACGGCUGCCAGAGUGUAGUGGUAGAGGAGGGGCUGCAGCUUGCGCGACGCAGCUCUUUGGGACUGGAGUCGGAACCACAGUUCAAUGGCUGCUAUAACAAUUAUGAGGAACUCACUUGUCUUCAGCGCGCCAUCAGCUGUGAGAGUCUCUGCUCCGAUACAAGUGUCGUGUUGAAUGACCUUGAACCCAGCCCCGACAAUGCUUCUAUCGUCGGCAUGAUCUGUAUUGGCCUUGAACACGACAGCUGGCCAAGUCAUAUUGGUGACUCAAAACUGAUUGUGAGUGUCUUGGAGGCACGGGAUUUGAUAGCUCCAGAUAGCAGACCAGCUCAACACACGUUUGCGAGAGUUUGUUUGCUUCCAGAUAGCCAAACUUACAUCCAAACAAGGCUUUACAAAAACACAGACUCACCUAGCUAUCAAGAGAAAUUUUAUUUUCCUCUUGAUGGUGGACCUAUCGGCAGGACUAUUCUCGUUGAGGUCUUUUCGUAUGAGAUAUCGGAGGAAGGUCGAAUGGACAUUGAUUCAAGUCUCUUGGGGGAGGCGAGUUUACGUUUGGAUCCACCACUAGGACCUCCCGCCACUACAUGGUUGCCUCUUCUGUCUUCAGUUUUGUCUAUGCCUCGUCUUGGGGAACUUAUGUUCUCACUUAGCUACUUGCCAACAGCUGAACGGUUGACACUAGUCCUCGUCAAGGCACGUAACUUGCGCGGCACCGCCGAGGUACCCGGUGAUUUUUUCGUUAAGGUGUACAUGCUGCAGCAAGGCAAAAAAAUGCAUAAAAAGCGUACGUCAAUAAAAAAGGGUGACAAGAGCCCAAUUUUCAAUGAGGCGAUCAUCUUUAAUGUGCCAGCUCAUACUUUACAUAACACUCAGCUGAGGCUAACAGUAGCGGAAAUGAAUGGCGACCUGACCUCCGAAACGAAGCCUUAUUCGCUUGGACACGUGAUUGUCGGAGCGACGACGACGGGCCACGCUCUUACUCAUUGGAGGCAGAUGCUCACGGCGCUGCGACGACCUAUCGCUAUGUGGCAUCCGCUCAGGAAGUAGACACUUUUUAGGUCCGGGAAACACUAGCUUUUUGUGCAAACGUCUUUUCUUGUUAUUGCCCUUGUUGCUCACGGUCCAUCCGAAGCUUUUAUUAAGGUAAGGCACUACACGACAUUAAAUACAUAAAUAGUCCACAAAAGCGUAUUUGUUUAUAUGAUUUGAGUAGAUUAAUAUGAUUAGAGUUUCGUACGAAGACCCAAAAGUUCCGGCAGAAUGGAAAGGUGAUGGCAAUGCGUUCCAGAGCUCGUUUCCUUCAAUUUGUUCAAUCAAACGUCUAAGAGUGUAAACGAGAAAAUUUUAAUUUGAAUUUAAGCUCAAUGUUCUUGCGCCUCUGUUUGAAACAGUUUUAGCUUCCUUAGCACUUGAUAUGAAAAUGCAAUAAAUAAUCUAUGAGUAUUUUGUAGGUAAAAUUACAAUAUUUCAACAU
Messenger RNA from Ceratosolen solmsi marchali, 3253 nucleotides. RefSeq lists its product as uncharacterized. The record is from RefSeq and is a predicted model, not a curated record. Lineage: Eukaryota; Metazoa; Arthropoda; Insecta; Hymenoptera; Agaonidae. Gene Ontology annotation, biological process: synaptic vesicle endocytosis; calcium ion-regulated exocytosis of neurotransmitter. Bases 178 to 2826 code for a protein of 882 amino acids. Gene Ontology annotation, cellular component: plasma membrane; exocytic vesicle. Gene Ontology annotation, molecular function: SNARE binding; phosphatidylserine binding; calcium ion binding. The transcript has 13 exons.